This is a messenger RNA of Lasiosphaeria miniovina, 4851 nucleotides long. RefSeq lists its product as uncharacterized. The transcript is spliced from 2 exons. The record is from RefSeq and is a predicted model, not a curated record. The coding region runs from base 1 to 4851 and encodes 1616 amino acids. Gene Ontology annotation, biological process: regulation of ARF protein signal transduction. Gene Ontology annotation, molecular function: guanyl-nucleotide exchange factor activity. NCBI's taxonomy places the organism in Eukaryota, Fungi, Ascomycota, Sordariomycetes, Sordariales, Lasiosphaeriaceae.
AUGCAAUCGUCGGACACGACUCGCAGACCUGGGUCGCGGCGCAAGCCUGAACUCAACAUCAACACAUCGGCGGCGCCGCCAAAGACAAGCAGGGACCGGGACGCCAUUCCGCAGACGCCUCCCGGUCGAUUGCCGCCCACGUCGUCAAAAGCAAAGGCUGCUGCAUCGGCAUCUGCACCUGGGGGCCGGGCGCUUAGGGCCCCGACAUCAACGAGGGACGCCGACAUGGAAACAUUUCUCGAAAGCCUCACCCCCGUUCGCACACCCGUUCUCGACGUCUCAGGUAAAGACGCGGCCCGACCAGAACAGCCCCGCCCAAAUAACCACCGCGAUUCGCACGAUCUCUCCCUGCCGCCCCGUCAAGUUACGAGGGACUCGUUGGUCGCCAACAUGCUUCUCUCUCUCGACCAGUUCUCCAUGGGCCAGACAAGCGGCGGCCCCUUCGGCGCCCCGAGGCCCGACUUCGACGACCCGCCCAUCUAUCCGGCCGCGUUCGGCAAUGACGACGGGCGAACAAUGUCAUUCAACUCGAGGUCGGGCCGACCCAACAAUGGCCACACCUACUCAUACAGUUCAGACCUCGAGGGCGCAGAUGAUGCGAGCCGAAUAUCCUCGCGAGGACGCCGCAGUAAUAGUAGCUCUGCCUUCCAGUCGAGUCUAGGCCGCAUUAAUAGUGUGCGCGAGACGACAAGCCACCAACGGGGCAUACCCGAGACCCCGAAGCAGCUCCAUUCUAGGGGCGGGAAGGGAAGCAAGAGCAGCAGUACGAAUAGCAUCGAUGCGGGCUACGUCCAGGUCCUCAGCAGCCAGCGUUGGGCUCGCGGGUUUGGCGGAAGAUCGUCGAGUUUCGACGCAGAAGAGCCGCGCACAGAGCCACGGCUGGUGCCCGCACCACCCUCGCAGGCACAGGCGCAGGGCCAGUCGCGCUCGCCAUGGCACAUCGAAUUCUCCAAUUCCUUUUUUAGCAACGACGGCUACGAUGCUGCGCCUACGCCCAACAUCCCGGCAGGCCCCCGGAGGCUGGCAACGGUCCCGUCCCUUCCGGUCUUGCCUCCGCCCGAGCCCAAGAUCGACACCAAGUCGUCAGUGUUAGAUCGCCGUCGCAGUACCAGGUCGUCGAGGAGUGCAACAGUUGGACGGAAGGCCGAGUCAAAGUUUAGCAGCGGGGGCGAUGUCCCACCUGUCCCCCAGCUUGAUCUCGAGUCAGCGCCUGCGCCACACGUCGGCUAUGAAAAGUCCAAGGAAGCGGCAACCCCGACAUCCGGGACAACACAACAAAAGGAGAAACCUGGCUUUUUCAGGCGCAUGUUUGGCUCAUCCAAGACAAACCAAUCAAGCGUGUCAUCGUCUGCGCAGGCGUCGUCUUCGUCCGUUGACAUGUCUGGGCCAAGGUCGCACCAAUUUGCGUCCCAAGCCAAGUCGUCGGCCCCGCCGUCGCGCGAGUCACACACGUCCGCCACACACACCUUACAGAAGAAGACCUCGUCGUUCUUUCGGCGGCGGAAAGUGUCAAUUACAGACUCGGAGCAACCGCCCAUACCCGCCGUACCAGCGUUGCCGACGGCUAAGCUCCCUCUCGAUAGGGUAGCGGCGCUCUCGGCCAAAUCCGAGCCGAGUCCCAUAACGAGUCUCCGGCGGGCAAUGGAUCCCUUCUUACAAGAAGGCUCAGCCACUGCCGAUGCUCUGACCCCAACCGACGGCCCACUGCCUUCGUUGGAGGCCUUUCCUUCGGCCGCCCCCCCCGAAGCGACACGCUCUCCCGAAGAUGACAGUGCAGAAGUUGAACGCCGGAGGAACGUCAGAGGCUUCUCGCCAGACUAUGAGCCGAGCCCACGGGCUGUGAUUCGCUCAGUCGACACCAACUGGGUCGAUGAUCCAGAUGCUACUGGUCCGCCCCAAAUACGGACGCCAACCGGCCAGUUCCCAGGACAUCCUGCAAACUCUCCGCCCAAGUCUUUCCUGCAGGACAAUAGCGAUAGCGAGGAUAGUCCACCGCGGCCGCAGAAGCCCGCCCCUCUAGCGAGAAACGACAGGAGUCUCAAGCCUGGGACGGAUCUUGACAAGAGAACAAGGUCACCUUCGCCUACUGUCUUCAAAGCAAAGAGCGUCCCGAAUCUUGGUCGAUCGCGGGAAGAGCAGAGACUUCCCCCGCGAGCGGAUCCCAAGUCUUACCCAGCCCCUCACUAUGCUAGCGACCGGAAUGCGACCAAUCUUGGCCUGCCUAUUGAGGGCAUCAUGUCCGAUGGGAGCCAUGCCGACUCUGCCGAGACCAUGUUCAAGCACGCCCCCAGCCUGCCCAGUUUGAGGAUCGACAGCGCCGAACCGAGUCCCUCGGGUUUUGGCACCAACGAGUCCAUCAACCAGUCCUCCAAGUCCUUUGAUGAACCGGACUUUGUGGUUGGUGACCCCACGGAAGACGAACGUCAAAAGGCGCAAAAGAUGUUUGAGGGGAGCGAGGAAUUCAUCCAGAAGGAGAAGGCAGCGGCCUGGAUGGGCGAAGAAGGCAUUGUCCGGCAGCGAACUUUGCGGGCUUAUAUGGAUCUCUUUGACUUUGAAGGACAGAGCAUUGUUGCCAGCCUUCGGCAAGUCUGCCACCGCUUGCUGUUGCGAGCAGAGACGCAGCAAGUCGAUCGAAUCCUUGUUGCCUUCACGAGGAGGUGGUGUGAAUGCAAUCCCAACCACGGCUUCAGGGCCGAAGACAUCAUUCACACCAUUUGCUAUUCGAUCAUUCUCCUGAACACGGAUCUCCACAUGGCUGACAUCGAACACAAAAUGACACGGAGCCAAUUCAUCAAGAACACAAUGACCACCAUCAGACACUCUCUUCAAGAGGUAUCGCCUGGAGCUUUUGACCGGCCAAGCAUUCUUCCUGGGAGGGGCUCGAGCCUCGGGGUUGACGGGGACCCACGCACAUCUGGAGACCACGAUCGACAUAAUAGUUUUAGGUCGUCGUUUAAGCCUCCACCGCGUCCCGGAUCGGCGCUCGGCACUGCCUUGGACCAGAUUAGUGGUGAUGGUUGUGGCCCUCUUGUCAAGGCACCUUUCGAAGGGUCGCUCCGAGGCUGGGAGUCGCAGGUUGAGAUCGUCUUGAAGGAUAUCUACGCGUCUAUUCGCGAUGACCGCCUCCCACUGUUUGGCGCCGAGGCGGCCCCCCACUUUCCGCCUACUCCGGGUGGACUUACAGUCAUGGGCAUGCUCAAGCGGAGCCCCAGCGUCCUUAGCAAGGCGCCAUCCGAGAGUGUUGCAUCUAUCCGGGGCAGGAUUCCUGAGACGGCAAAAACAAACGCCCCGAGGUGGGGUUCGAAGAGCCGCUCGAGGCCUCGGGGUCCUCCCAACGGGUUCUCAUCAAGCCGGACCAGCUUCGAUGAUAACAACUCUAUAUGGAGCCCAACCGAGUCAUCGGCUACCUGGAGCAAGGCAUCGCUCGGGCGCACCCACACUUCCAUGUCCAUGGACUCGUUCGGUUCUUCGUAUCCCCGAGGAGAAUUCCAGCAGUCUAUCGGCUUCGCCAACGCCCUCAGCCAGGCAAUCAUUCGCGAGGAUAACACCUUUGACGCCAGUGCCCCGUCUACAAAGGGAGAAGAUCUGAAGCCCGAGCAAUUACUGGAUGACGAGUCACUUGAAUUGGCUGGCCCCCCGUGGGUCAAGGAGGGCAUUGCUACGCACAAGCACCACCUCCAUGGCGCUGACAGGAAGGCCAAAGACCGAACGUGGACCGAAGUGUUUGCCGUCGUCCAAAAGGGACAAUUGAGCAUGUUCUCUUUCUCCCCCAACAAGUCGAUGCGCAGCAAGGGCCGCAUGAGGGGCCUUCCAAAAGGCGCCGUUGUCGGUGGUGGUAACUGGCAGGAGAAUGCCACUAAUCUAGGCACCUUCUCGCUUCAGCAGACGCUCGCAUCUUUCCUCCCCCCGCCUGGCUAUUCCCGGGCGAGGCCGAAUGUGUGGGCGCUCUCGCUGCCUUCUGGUGCAGUCCAUCUGUUCCAGGUUGGCACCCCGGAGAUCGCUAAAGAAUUUGUGGCUACUGCCAACUACUGGAGCGCGCGGCUCAGCACGCAUCCAUUGGUUGGCGGCAUCUCUAACGUCGAGUACGGAUGGAGCGAUGCCAUAAUAAACAAUGCGCUGGUAACGGCGAUAAACGAGAACGGGGGCGUGAACGCUGUUGGCAGACCCAGUACUGCGGUCGGCAGUAUCAAGGGGCAUUCGCGCCCCGGCAGCGGCGCUAAUUCCACUGCGCUUGCGGCCGUCGUGAGCCGUUCGUCGAUGCAGAGCCGCAGCAGCAUGCGGAGCUCGAGCUUCGACUUUGGCCGCCCUGGUAGCGGCAGUAGCGGCGUCUUGGGCGGCAUCGGCUCGGGGUCUCUGCCACGCCAUGGCAAGCUACCCGGAGACAGGGUUCACAUUGCCGAGUGGACGCCACCCACACUGAGCACGCGGGCUAGCAACGUUUCGGAGCACGACCAGCUAGGCUCGCUGCAAAGCUACGCCCGCAGUCUCGAAGCCGAACUUCAGGCGCACAAUAGCCUACGCAGUCCCAUGCUACUCGCCUUCACGCCACGGGGGAGUAAUGCUGCCAAGGCUAUGGCGAACUGGGAGCGCAGGAGCGAGUAUCUCCUGCGCGAGAUCGUCAAGUAUACGACGUAUAUCGACAACCUACAGGCCGCCGAAGUUCGCAAGGCUGAGAUAUACCUGGAGCGGGAGCGCGAGACGCCGCGCGGUGCUGCUUCAGGCGAAGACGAUAUGGGGAGCGAGGUUCCGACUCCCAAAAAGGCAGUUGAUGUCAGACAGGAGGAGAAUGGAAGAGGCAACACCGACGAGGAAAACGACGACACUGUCACACUCGAAGCUGCCGCCGCCUAA